Molecule: messenger RNA, 1697 nt
Organism: Caretta caretta (loggerhead turtle)
Lineage: Eukaryota; Metazoa; Chordata; Testudines; Cheloniidae
Product: cytochrome P450 1A5-like
Biological process (GO): progesterone metabolic process; hormone biosynthetic process
Molecular function (GO): oxidoreductase activity, acting on paired donors, with incorporation or reduction of molecular oxygen, reduced flavin or flavoprotein as one donor, and incorporation of one atom of oxygen; heme binding; steroid 17-alpha-monooxygenase activity
Source: RefSeq, a predicted model, not a curated record
AGAAUAAUAGGUAAUAUGACCAGAAAGCACAUCCUCCCUUCAGGUCCAUGGUCAUUACCAAUUGUGGGGAACCUGCUUCAGCUUGGAGAGCAUCCUCACCUUUCAUUUAUCCAAAUGAGGAAAAAAUAUGGGGACAUGUUUCUCCUAAAGCUGGGGAUGGUACCUGUUGUGGUGGUGAAUGGUCCAGAUACAGUAAAACAAGUGUUACUUAGAGAUGGAGAGGGUUUUGUUGGCAGGCCCAAGAUGUACACCUUUUCUUUCUUUGCUGAUGGAAAAAGUCUAUCAUUUUCUGUAGAAUAUGGAGAGAGCUGGAAACGCCACAAGAAAAUUGCCAGUAAAGCUUUAAGAUCCUUUUCGAAGCCAGAAGCCAAAACCUCUACUUGCUCUUGUCUUCUGGAAGAGCACGUAUGUGCAGAAGCUUCAGCACUGGUGAAAAUGUUCCUGGAGCUCUCCUUAGAGAAAGGUGCCUUUGACCUCACUGGUAUUACCACUUGUACUGUUGCAAACGUUGUCUGCGCCCUGUGCUUUGGCAAAAGGUAUGAAUACAACGAAGAGUUUCUUAGCAUGAUUAGGAUCAAUGAAGAUUUUCUAAAAGCCACAAGUGUUGUUAACCCAGCUGAUUUUAUACCCUGGUUUCGUUACCUUCCAAUCCCUGCUAUGAAGGCUGCCCAGGGGUUUUAUGAAGUCUUAAAUAACUUCAUUGCACAAUGAGUAGAAGAACAUUAUACCACAUAUGAUAAGAAUCAUCUCAGAGACAUUACUGAUGCUCUAAUAAGUAUAAGCAAUGACAAAAGAAAUGAUGGAAGAGCUCCACCCUUCUCUAAUGAUAAAAUAAUAAGUACUGUGAAUGACAUCUUUGGAGCUGGGUUUGAUACAGUAUCAACAUGUCUAUUUUGGAUCUUCCUAUAUUUGGUAAACAACCCAGACAUUCAGACAAAAAUUCAAGAAGAAAUUGAUGGAAAGAUUGGACUCAGGUCACCAAGAUUUGAUGACAGGAAAGAUUUGCAUUAUAUGGAAGCUUUCAUAAGUGAAAUCUUAAGGCACACUUCAUUUAUACCAUUUACCAUUCCUCACUGUGCGAUGAAAGAAACUAUUCUCAAUGGGUACCUCAUUCCCCAAGACACCUGUAUCUUUGUUAAUAUGUAUCAAGUAAAUCAUGAUGAAACAUUAAUGGAAAAUGCCGAUUUGUUUAGACCAGAGAGAUUUCUGAAUGAAAACGGUGAACUCGACAAAAGCCUCAUUGAAAAAGUUUUGGGUUUUGGAAUGGGAAUAAGAAAGUGUUUAGGAGAAGACAUAGCUUGUAAUGAGAUUUUUCUUAUUCUCACCACCAUUUUGCAACAGCUGAAGCUUGAGAAAUGCCUUCAAGACCACCUAGAUUUGACCCCAGUGUAUGGAUUAUUCAUGAAACCUAAACCAUACCAAAUUCAAGUGGCACUGCGCACCUGAACAGUGCGUCUGGAGAAGCUGCACUUCAGAACAUAAUUAUCACUCUGUAAAUUAGUGUAGGGAAAUCCAUUAUCCACAGUGCAGGUUAUCCUUUACCUAAGCUACUGUAGUGCAUUUUUUAAUGAAAGGUGUAGAACAAUAAACACAAUCUCUUAAAUCACCUUCUCUCUGAUUGUGCUAAUCAGUUAACUGCAGGUUAUGUUAUUGUAAACUCUGUGAAAAAGCUGAAUUAAUUUUUGUUUGUAAUUGAC